Nelumbo nucifera (sacred lotus) is the source of this 2131-nucleotide messenger RNA. RefSeq names its product conserved oligomeric Golgi complex component-related / COG complex component-like protein. Lineage: Eukaryota; Viridiplantae; Streptophyta; Magnoliopsida; Proteales; Nelumbonaceae. The record is from RefSeq and is a predicted model, not a curated record. Gene Ontology annotation, biological process: intra-Golgi vesicle-mediated transport. Gene Ontology annotation, cellular component: COG complex.
UGAAAGCGUCGGAAUUGUAAAUUUGGAUCUGGAGACAGUUCACAAACACUGAAAGAGAACCCAACACUUCAACCGCAAAUCAGUUGAUAAGUCAAUCAGUUCGCUUGCUUCAUCGGCGUUUCUCCCCUGAAUCCUGUUGGUAAUAUUGGAUCUGCAUUUUGUGGAGUUCGAGCCUUACCAGAGACUCCAAUCCUCUUAACUAUCACUAUUAUUACUGAAGGCAUUGAUGGAGCCUGAGAAUCCAGAAGAGGCGACUGUGGUGGCAGGUCUCCUCCCCCUAGCUUCCGCCUCUCAGCAACCCUACGUUUCAGAGCUUCUAUCUUUCACCCUUGAUCGCCUACACAAGGAGCCAGAGCUUCUUCGGGUCGAUGCCGAGCGAAUUCGUCGGCAAAUGCAAGAGGUGGCGGUUGGGAAUUACCGUGCGUUUAUUGCCGCUGCCGAUGCAUUGCAGUCAAUUCGAGAGCAGAUCACGGCUGUCGACAAACAUCUUGAAUCGCUGAUAACUGAGGUUCCAAAGCUUACAUCUGGUUGCACUGAGUUCAUUGAUUCUGCACAACAGAUUUUGGAGAAGAGGAAGUUGAAUCGAACACUACUAGCCAAUCAUAGUACUUUGCUUGACUUGCUUGAAAUUCCCCAGCUUAUGGACACAUGUGUAAGGAAUGGAAACUAUGAUGAAGCCCUUGAUUUAGAAGCCUUUGUUUGCAAGCUAUCAACAAUGCACCCAAAGGUACCUGUCAUUCAAGCAUUAGCAGCAGAAGUUAGGCAGACCACCCAAUCUCUUCUUUCUCAGCUUCUCCAAAAACUUCGAUCAAAUAUUCAGUUGCCAGAGUGUCUACGUAUUAUUGGAUAUCUACGGCGUAUAGGAGUAUUCGCCGAAUCUGAAAUGCGUCUACAGUUCUUGAGAUGUAGAGAAGCAUGGCUAGCAGGCAUUCUUGAUGAUCUGGACCAGAGAAAUGUCUAUGAAUAUUUAAAAGGAAUGGUGAAUUGUCAUCGUAUGCAUCUUUUUGAUGUUGUUAAUCAAUACAGGGCCAUAUUUGCCGAUGAUACAUCUGGAAGUGAAGAAAAUUAUGAUGGGGGACUUCUUUUUAGUUGGGCUAUGCAUCAGAUUAGUUCUCAGCUUAAGACUCUAAAGACCAUGCUCCCCCAGGUUACUGAAGGCGGGUCACUGUCAAAUAUAUUGGAUCAGUGCAUGUAUUGUGCCAUGGGCCUUGGCUGGGUCGGACUGGAUUUCAGAGGCUUGCUUCCAUCACUCUUUGAAGAUGCAGUGCUCAACUUAUUCUCGAAGAAUAUGAAUACAGCAGUUGAGAAUUUCCAGUUAGUAUUGGAUUCGCACCGUUGGGUCCCAUUACCAGCUGUUGGGUUUUCGGUCAAUGGUGCCACCGAGGACAGUCAGGAGGAUGUGACUCCUCCUCCUUAUUUAAUGGAGCAUCCACCUCUUGCUGUUUUUGUUAAUGGUGUCUCAGCAGCUAUGAAUGAACUACGGCCUUGUGCCCCAGUAAGUUUGAAACAUGUGUUGGCUCAAGAACUUGUCAAGGGAUUGCAAGCUGUCUCUGACUCAUUAAUGAGGUAUAAUGCGUCUAAGAUGCUCCGAGCAAACGAGUCUGUACUUUUUCUCUCACUCUGCCGAGCUUUCAUAGAGGUUGCUUAUCCACAUUGUGCAACAUGCUUUGGGCGGUGUUAUCCUGGUGGAGCUGCUCUGAUCACGGAAUCAAAGAGUUUGUUUGAUGGCAUUAGUAAGUUAUUGUCAGUCUCUGCAGCAAGAGAACUCCCCAAACCUGUUGACACUACAGAGGGAAAGCAUAUUACAGAGAAUGGUGGAGAAAUGCCGGUGGCAGAUAAUGGUGUUCUGCCUGUCACUGCUACAGAUGAAGGUGGGCAGGAUACGAAGCAGACUGAUGAAAAGAAAGAGUGAGAUGUAAAGGUUUGUAUGAUGAAGUGAAUUUUUUGAAAUCCAUGUAAAUUUUGAGGAAGCCACAUGUCUUUUCGGCCUAUAUAGGGUUGUCUCGUUCUGGCGGGAAAGGAAAAAUACAGGUAACCUUAAUUUGGUAGAGCAUGAUAAUAUUGUUAAGAGACCAACAUAUCCGCUGUGUCCCAUUUAUUCCAUGAGCGUCAACUGAUGCCUUUGGACCAA